ACCACCGCUGUUCCCGCAACACCACCCACUGCCUCUGCCUUUGCUUCGGCCAGGACCGGGUCAUUUCAUACCAAAUGGACUGACAAUCACCACUUGCUGCUGACUAUGUCUAUUGCUUGGACGCUUCAACACCUAUCUCUGUUCUUGUGACAUGACCUUGAGCAGAAGCUCUUACUGAAAUAUUCUACCUCGACGUCAUGGAUCUUGAACGAUUGAAGCAAAACCUUCGUCUACGUUCUGGUAGAACCAAAAAAGCACGGAAGGCCCAGUCAGUGCCACAGGAUCCCAAUGGCCAUGCUAUUGUAUCGAGUGACGCCAGAAAAGAGACUCCGAAUCCAAGGUCGCCUGGUCUACCAACUACAAUUCCCACCAUUGGCACUUGGGAUACUGAAACAGCCCUACCCCAGCUGCCAACCUCCGAUUCUGUCCAGGUUCAUAAAAAGGGACAAAAUGUUCCCCCAAACCUCACAGUGUACAAGUCAUUUCCGUCCCCGCAGAAGAGACCUUCUCGAGUAGCUCGACUAAGCUUUGACUGGGCUCGCAAAGAUCUUGCCCGAGAGAACCAGUCCACAGUACCGGAACCUAUCUUACAAGGAGCAAAGGCCGACAUACCCACCAGUCCUGAUCAAUAUACCGACUCCUCAGAUCUCCAAGACUUUGAUCUGCGCCCACCUCCACCUCGACAGAAGCCUCCCUCUGUCGAGUCGUUGUCAGAGUCUCUGUUCUCGCCUGGUUAUCUCAACCUAUUGCUCCGAAGCCCGGUAUAUCUGGCUCGAUUUACAUCUUUCAUCACAAAAUACAACCCCCGCUUCCACCCCUUGGUGCUCCGCUAUUUGGAAUCACAAAAGGCCAUCGCCGCAGUCGAGUAUGCUAAUGCUGUUGCUGAGACCCUAGACCCUUGGUCGCCCAAUGGAGAAAACCUAGACACAACAUCUCGCCCUUCAGCAGCCGCCACCUUGAACAAGUCAUUCGAGGAGUCUAGCAUUGCCGCGUUCCGCACCCUACUUGACUCGGCACUGCCAAUGUACGUGACUUACAACUUGGUGCGAACCGUGUCCGAAUAUCUGAUCAACGAGAUUGCUGGCCGACAAACCCCUGUCACCCAGAAUGUUGUGGGCGGCCUUUCCGAAGUCUUCUGCCUCACAGAUCCCAAUCAACCUGACAAUCCCAUCAUUUAUGCCAGUGAGGAGUUCUAUCGCUACACGGGCUACGGACGUGACGAUGUCAUUGGUCACAACUGUCGCUUUCUGCAAGGCACCAAAACCAAGCGAGAUACUGUGACGAGGAUACGAGAAAGCAUCGUCAAGGGAGAGCAAGCCUCCGAGGCUAUCUUGAACUACCGGAGAGAUGGCAGACCUUUCAUUAACCUGCUUAUGAUAGCCCCUCUUCAUGAUGACAAAGGCAAUGUCAAGUACAACAUUGGGGCUCAAGUCGACGUCACAAGUCUUGUCGAACGAGGCAAAGGUCUUGACGGUUUCGAACGAUUCUUGGUCACUCAGGAGAUUAAGAAGCGCGAAGCUGAACUCCAAGGCGAAGACAAUAAAAGGAUGCCAUCCAAACCUCCAGCACUUGAGAAGCUCCGUGAACUGAGUCAAAUGUUUGAUCUGGAGGAGUCGGCAAUAGUGAGGUCAAACAGUGGACGACCCUCACAGCCCAAGCAUGGCACCGAGAAAAUCAUGGACGAUCGACGUCGAUUCUUUGGCGGCUCAGAGUCACCCUCAGAGCUCGCACAUGACGACAAUGAGGAAGACCAGGCCAGGACCUGGGAGUUGGGUCUGUCAGGAAGGUCUGGUCUUUCGGGGAGAUUACCUGGGGUUUACGACAGCUAUCUGCUCAUUCGACCCGCACCCUCUCUCCGAGUUGUCUUCGCCUCGCCUAAAAUGAGACAACGUUUUGGCAACAGCACCCAACAUCCAUUCAUGUCUCAUGUCGCAGCACCAUCCUCCACCUUGGUUGGCUUGAAAGAAAGCUUCGGGACGGGCAUACCUGUAUCGGCCAAGAUUACCUACAUGCUCAAUCGUGGCGAGAGGCGUGACGGUACUCAAAUGAAUGCAGGGUCGAAGUCUGAGAUCUCCGGACCAAGUCGUGCAUGCUGGAUAUCCGCAACUCCUUUGGUAGGAAGCGACGACAAAAUUGGCGUUUGGAUGGUGGUGGUGGUAGAAAAAAGUAAGGUGACUGCCCAGCGUCUGAGAGACGACAGGACGGAAACUAGCCCAGUCAGGAAUGGAGGGUUCCAAGCAUCGCGUACUACUCCACCGACAAGAAUUGAUAUACCAGCCGUACCGACAUUCUCUCCGGCGCGCUUUUCCGAGUCAAGGGGGCCUGCGGACUCUGAUGCACACAUUUCUGCCUUCUUGGCAAGCACACGGCUCCUUGACGAAUCCUUCGGGUCACUGGAUAGCAACGGGUCAACCUUGAAAGUCGCUGAAGACGAAAUUUACCCUGUUCAUGUAGCUGGGGAUGACCAAGCUGAUCAAGAGGCUCCUCAGUCUCCCGUUGAAGUUUCGCACGACGAACAACAGCAGGAUCAUGAAUUAGGAGAAGUGGCUGUCCAAACACAGGACGAAGUCGGCCAGUCUCCUGAAGCCGAAACCAAGGUUACAUCAGAAGAACAGUUUAUCAUGCUGAAAUCGAGUCGACGAGGGUCUGAAAAAUCUGAGCGCCUGCAAAUACGCGAGGAUAGCGAUGGCGAGCCCGAAGCAUUGUCGACCAGCGACCUGGACGAGGCUCUCACGAAAUCUCUCCCCGGGAGUCGAGCCGGCUUCCACAAACCUAUUUUUGAUGACCCACCUCUUUCGCCGGAUCAUAUGAAUACAUUCCAUGGCUUUUCGGACAAUGAAGACACGCCACGGCGAGCAAAUACUUCUUCUCACAGCGUUGAAGGUUCUCCAUCUCCAUCUCGACCAGCUACAAGCGGCGUCGACUCGCCUGUCAACAAAGGAAAUGGCAAGCAUUACAUGGACUAUCUGCGACAUCCCGGCAGUGCAAGGCCUUCUUCUGAAUACAAUCGACCGCUCUCAGGCAGUGGUCUCUUAACCUCACGAUAUCAUGCGGACGAAGAAACCCCAGACGGUGAUAACCAAGGCCCCGACGGUUCGGAUCUCGAAUGUGCAAGAACUCCAUACAGUGUCGAUUAAAUCUGAAAUUAUGUACUAUACACAUAGUAGGCAGGGUUCCAUAGGGUUUAGACGAAGAGAAUCUGGAGAUACUAUUUAU
Exophiala mesophila is the source of this 3216-nucleotide messenger RNA. RefSeq lists its product as uncharacterized. Lineage: Eukaryota; Fungi; Ascomycota; Eurotiomycetes; Chaetothyriales; Herpotrichiellaceae. The transcript has a single exon. Gene Ontology annotation, cellular component: nucleus. The record is from RefSeq and is a predicted model, not a curated record. The coding region runs from base 198 to 3137 and encodes 979 amino acids.